UUAUAAAAAGACCCUUCUCAAAGAGAACAUCGUGUUGUUCGUGAUCCCUUACAAACGUUCCCCAAUCAAAUCUAACCAUGUCUGGCCGUGGAAAGGGAGGAAAGGUAAAGGGAAAGGCAAAGUCCCGCUCCAACCGUGCCGGUCUUCAGUUCCCCGUUGGCCGUAUUCAUCGUCUCCUGCGCAAGGGUAACUAUGCCGAGCGCGUCGGUGCCGGAGCGCCCGUGUAUCUGGCAGCCGUCAUGGAGUACUUGGCCGCUGAAGUGCUUGAGUUGGCCGGAAACGCUGCCCGUGACAACAAGAAGACGCGCAUCAUCCCGCGUCAUCUGCAGCUGGCCAUCCGCAACGACGAGGAGUUGAACAAGCUGCUGUCCGGAGUAACCAUCGCUCAGGGUGGUGUGCUGCCCAACAUUCAGGCCGUGCUGCUGCCCAAGAAGACCGAAAAGAAGGCUUAAACUGUGUAACAAAGCUUCCUUCAUCUCAAACCCAAAACCGUCCUUUUCAGGGCGACAAAUAACUUUGCCAAAGACAUUUUAUUCGAUUUAUGCUGAUAUGGGACAACCAGAAGUAAGAACAUUUUCUAAUAUAGAACGGUGCUUGAAAGUGUGCACAAAAUGUAAAUGAAAAAAUGUACUUUCCCAUGGCACAAAAAGCAUCAUUUACUGUUUUCAAUUCUCUAACCCUGCGAAUUAUGUAAAAUGCAGCAAAUCAGAAGCGAUGUGUUAAAUUUUCCAGGUAGCUUGGUAAAGCGGGUUGGUUUUACCAUAGCAAAUGCAAGCAGUGAUACCUGUGUGUUUACCUUUUUUCUGCAAACGGUAAAGGACACGUUUACCUGAUUUAUCGUGAACCACGGGAAAAUGUUAAAAGUGUUGGUCAAAAAAUAUUGUGUGUUCAGGUAAGGCUAGGUUCUCACAACAGUUUGGCUUUCAAUAUUUCGGGAAACGUUGGAAAUGGCUUUAAAAAAGUUGGACCAAAGAUUAGGAACAUUCAUAUAAAUAAACAUCCUCAAUAAUGUUUCCCUUCACCCUUCAUUUAAAUAACCAUGUGAAUAUUUCUGGCAUUUUAUAGUAUUUUUUUAAACAAUAUUUUCAUUUGCAAUGUAGGAAUGCCAAUAAAAUACAAUAAAUUGAAAUGUCCCUAACGCAUGUGCAACUCCACAUUCAAUAACGCCAUCUAGUGGGGAUCAAAAUCCCUACAACCAGUCGUAACGCCAUCUUAAUAAUUGGUAAAAGUAAGGCUCAGCCCUUUACGUUGCAAAGGAGAAACGUUACUUGCCUUUUAAAAUUCCCAAGCUGCAUUUCAUAGAGGGUUGGUCAUCCACGCGACCGAUCGGUGUGCAUAAGUUAAAUAAGAAAUAUUUUACAUUUCGAAUAAAAUAACAAUAAUUUGCUUUGGGAUAGAUCGAUACCAGUGAGAUUAAAUAGUUUAAUUACAAGUUAAAAAAAGAAUAAGUGUUUUCAUUCAUGCACUAUAAUUCAAGCAAAAAAGUCUUACAGUUUAAAGGUCUUAAAACCCUCUAAGCUUAUAAUUGGAGUAACGUUGCCAAAGUAAAAAAUAUAAAUUAUUUAAAGUAUAUCCUAGGAAAUUCAAUAUGUGCAAUCAAUUUGUAGCCUAUUUAGAACGUUUAUGGCGAUUUUGAAUGAUCGUUGCUUUGGAUGCGAGGGCUCUUUUGAAAU
This is a messenger RNA of Anopheles merus, 1673 nucleotides long. Its product is annotated as histone H2A. The transcript has a single exon. Bases 78 to 452 code for a protein of 124 amino acids. The record is from RefSeq and is a predicted model, not a curated record. Gene Ontology annotation, molecular function: protein heterodimerization activity; DNA binding; structural constituent of chromatin. Lineage: Eukaryota; Metazoa; Arthropoda; Insecta; Diptera; Culicidae. Gene Ontology annotation, cellular component: nucleosome.